UUGAUUCCAUAUGAAAUUGGGGUGAAGCAAUGCAUGCCCCCACUAUAAAUUGAGGAAGAGUAGACAAUGGCAUUUUGGGGGACCUCUAACCACAAGACAAAUAAAAGUAAAAGAAUAUCUUUGGGAGUUAAGCAAAGGGAAUCAUCAUCAUCACAAUAAUCUUGUUACCCAGGUGGUUGGUUCAGAGUAGUAAUAAAUGGUGUGCUUUUGUUUUCUGGUGGAUCAGAGGAGGAAAGUGCGGCGGAGCAAGCCGGUGGCAGGGUCGUGCUCACGGUGCGGCCGGGGUGCUAGCGUGGUUGAUAUCAUCACACAAACCAGGUUUUGUUAUGUUCCCUUUUACUGCAAAUCUUGGAAGGCUAUUAUGUGCACCUUUUGUGGUGCCAUUCUCAAAUCUUAUGCAUGAUUCAUUCAACCAAACCGUAUAAUUAAAUCCCUUCUCUCCACCUUCACCACAUGCAUGUUUUCCAAUUUUUACUGGAUUAGUUGAUUUUCUUAUGAUUUUGCCUACUUAAUUAGCUUAAACAUAUUUGGAUUAGUUUUUUUUUUUUUUAUUGUUAGGUUUAAUUUCUUCUUGUUAUAUAUAUACACUGAUGGA
Arachis stenosperma is the source of this 595-nucleotide messenger RNA. RefSeq lists its product as uncharacterized. The record is from RefSeq and is a predicted model, not a curated record. NCBI's taxonomy places the organism in Eukaryota, Viridiplantae, Streptophyta, Magnoliopsida, Fabales, Fabaceae. The transcript has a single exon. The coding region runs from base 197 to 403 and encodes 68 amino acids.